AAUGACUUGUUUUGUCGUUAAGGAUAAGUUCCAAAUGGUUGUCAAAACUAGUUUUCCUUACAAUAUUAGCGACUCUUUACCUUAACUUAUGUUCGGAUAACUUCUUGCAUUCAAAGCUCUAGCCUUGCUGCUCGACGUCAAAACAAGUUCUUACAUCCAAUUCCUACUACUUUUGAAAUUAACAAUUUUUAUUUGUUUCUUUCGGCACUUUUUCCUAGCGAUUCAAAACAUCGAUAUGAGCUUUGCGGAGUUGUUUCUGCGUCAAUGCUCAAUAAAGCACCAAAACCAAGAAUGGACGUUCUGAAGAACGGGCGGCAUAACGAAGAAGGAAGGACUCGAAGUUUCGGCGGGGAACCGAAAUGUGUCGGAAACAGAAGGGUAGGAAAAAAUUGUCCAUGCCAAAAGGAAACUCUGGCAUCUCCUCAGUACUCAUCUUCUUCUGGUCGGUGAUUGGACCUUAUUGGAUUCGAGUUGGGCUGAAGAAUUUGAAGAGAAUCAGAGGACACAAGAUGGGUUUGAGUCUCAGAGCCAUUAUGAUGCUGAGUUUGACAGUGCUUCAAAAUGUGAUUGGCCGACCAUCUUGGGAAUGGAACGACGAGGGAUCACUAUCACCAUCUACCAGUCACCACAGGGUCAAACGAUGGGAAGAGUUUCCAAACGCCACGUUCACUUUUGAUUGCACCGACCGAUCCAUCGGAUUCUACGCAGACCUCGAAUUUGACUGCCAGAUCUUCCACUUAUGUGAUGCCGCAGGUCGGAGGGUGCCAUACAUGUGCGAUAAGAUGACGGCUUUCAAUCAAAAGUAUCGCGUGUGCGAUUGGGCUUACAACGUGGAUUGUGAGACAUCGCCCGAUUGGUACUAUUUGAAUGAUCUGACCUACGAAGCUCCUCCUCCAAAAGUGGAAUAUUGACCAACAGAAAUAUGAAUACGUGCAAUGAUGAAUUUCUCAUAGAAAAGAAUAUUGCACAAUUUGAUGAUUAAACUAUUCUCAAA
Messenger RNA from Tigriopus californicus, 994 nucleotides. RefSeq lists its product as uncharacterized. Gene Ontology annotation, cellular component: extracellular region. Gene Ontology annotation, molecular function: chitin binding. NCBI's taxonomy places the organism in Eukaryota, Metazoa, Arthropoda, Copepoda, Harpacticoida, Harpacticidae. The record is from RefSeq and is a predicted model, not a curated record. Bases 360 to 911 code for a protein of 183 amino acids. The transcript has 5 exons.